Linderina pennispora is the source of this 1561-nucleotide messenger RNA. RefSeq lists its product as uncharacterized. NCBI's taxonomy places the organism in Eukaryota, Fungi, Kickxellomycota, Kickxellomycetes, Kickxellales, Kickxellaceae. The record is from RefSeq and is a predicted model, not a curated record. The coding region runs from base 199 to 1290 and encodes 363 amino acids. The transcript is spliced from 3 exons.
CAUGCGCUCCACCUUGCAUCCUAAUGAAGAGCAGGCUAAUGUCUACAUGGCUCUCCUCUGCCUCAAAGUCCUCCACGCUUGCUAUUUUAUUAUUCCUUCCCUCUCCCCUUCCGCCUCUAUCCCGCACACCCGCCUUCCUCUCACCCUCCCUCCUCCUCCCCCUUAAACCUAUUUCACUUAUAUUACGUUAUUAUGCUAAUGGCUAAGCCUGGACGGAUAUUCGCCUUGUGUCUCCUUGUUCUCGCCGUGCAUGGUCUGCCGGCCGAUGAUGACAGCACGACAUCAAGGGCCAGCUCAAGGACAGCAGCGCAGACCGACUCGGCUACGACAAAGGUGUCAGCAUCGGCAAAAAGUAGCUCAGAGUCAGUCCCCGUCUCAGCCUCGACCUCGGCUAGCAGUGCCGCGGCAUCCCCAACUGGCUGUGUUGGCGAGUCCACAAAGCCCACAUGCGGUGACGGUGAAGUGGCAGUCUACACUGGUGCUACCCUUGACCAAUGUCCAUACUACGAGUGCCGGGUGGUAGGCGGUUCAGAGAGCAAGCCAAAGUCCAAAGCGAUUUCAGUAGCCCUGCCUGCGGUGUUUGGCACGGUAUUUGGAAUUCUGCUGCUUGUUGGAACCUGGUUCCUGUACCGUCGCUGGAGAAGCACCCGUCAUGUACCUGCAGACUCGCAGCGUCUGGGCAGCAGGGACGGCAUGCUGCGCCAAGGGCGGCCGUCAGAAACCGAGAAAUGGGGCAACCAGGGCAUGGUUGGCAUCCGGAUGCCGACUGACAACCGCGCGUCGGUUCCGAUUUUCUACUCGAGCAACGACGAGGACGAGAAGCGCCGGACACAGUUCUAUGGAUCUGCAGGCAGUCCGUAUGGCGCGAAGCGUGGCUCGACAAUCGGGAAUGUUGUCAACGUCGUGGCAUCGGGCGGCAAGGCACAGCUGAAGACCAGCCUGCGCUCUGCCAGCCCGCGCCCAGGUAGCUCCCGCACAGUAAGCCCCCAUGCAGCUGGUCCGCCGUCGGUUAUUCUGCCCAGUGACAGGUCCAGCGCCCGUAUGUCGGGUGUCGCACAUAUCUCUAGCACUGUGAACACGCAGAAGCCGCGCCUUGUGCAGAUGGCUAGGCCAAAGAUCCUACACAGCCCCAGCGCGCUGCAGCCUGUGCAUCUGAACUCGCCGCUACGCAUGGACGACCGCCCGGACACUGGCGACUCAAUGCUCAUCGGCUCAAUGAGCAAGCCUGUGUCGCAGGCCGGUGCAAAGAGCGCCAGGCUGUCGAUGGGCAAUGGCAAUGUAGUUGACUAGCGGACUCCGUAAUAGACGUCGCUCUUUGUACGAUUUUUGACAACCCUCCCCUUGCAACCUCUUUUGAUUGACUUGCAUCCGGACACGGGAAAUCAUGCCGCUGCCUGUCUCCCGAAAUAGUUCGCCAGGCAAGUGACGCUGCUAUUUUGACAUCGCUUGCAAGCACCCUUGUUGAGCAGAAAAAUAGUGCCCAUGCUGGCCAGAGGCGGGUGAGAACCGCUCUUAGUUUUCUCUUCUCUUCUCUUCGGCAACAAGUCCUUUUGUUCUCCAA